AUGGCUUCGGAAGAUUGGCAAAAUCAGCCGAUUUUAGUCAAGCAGUACUUCAACACUCUUGCUAAAUUGGCUCUGCGGCGGCAUAAAGAAACUUAUUCUGACUACGUAUACAGGCCAAGGCCAAAACAACAUAAAAAAAAGAAUUGGCCAUUUAUAGAGGUGAAUAAAAAUAGAUUUACUGAACAAGAAAGGGCCGAUAGACAAUUGAAUGGCUCCGCUCAAAUAGAUAAACAGCUCCAAGUUUUAGACGACCAUGUUCCAUCAAGUGACCGUGUUCAACAAACCGACGAAUAUGCUUUACUAAAUGGCUAUGUUGAGCAGAUUAAAUAUGGAAAUUUUCAACUACAUGCUGGUGAUUUUGUUCAACUGAACGGUAACAAAUCAGAUGACUAUUACUAUAGUCAACCGAACGAAAAUAAUCAACUGAAUGGAUAUAAUAAUAAUCACGCUGAAGUAUCGGCUUUAUCGGUUGACGGUCAAAGAUGCGAAUACACUCUAUCAAACGAGCAUUAUGAGCCAGUUUCAUCUAUUGAUAAGCAACAGCACGUCUCACUGGAUGAGAUCAGUGUGGCCAUUAAUGGAUUUGACAUAACGGAUAACGGAUACUAUGUUUAUCCCAAUGACGGAAUCAACAACAUUUUUACAAGCAGUACCGUAACUAACAAUAUGUAUAGUUCUGGUCGUUCUCUGUGCAGUAAUAGUGAUACGUUAACCGCCCGCUUUGGUCAACAUUUUUCAAAAGAAAGUGGCGCAAAUUUUCUUGAAGAGCCAUUUCAUACGAGCGAGCAGUCAGUCAGCUUGCUAUCAAUUCCGAAUGAAUAA
Paraglomus brasilianum is the source of this 822-nucleotide messenger RNA. NCBI's taxonomy places the organism in Eukaryota, Fungi, Glomeromycota, Glomeromycetes, Paraglomerales, Paraglomeraceae. The record is from the annotation of a GenBank genome assembly.